Messenger RNA from Aspergillus japonicus CBS 114.51, 816 nucleotides. RefSeq names its product Bax inhibitor-1 family protein. The transcript is spliced from 3 exons. Lineage: Eukaryota; Fungi; Ascomycota; Eurotiomycetes; Eurotiales; Aspergillaceae. The coding region runs from base 1 to 816 and encodes 271 amino acids. The record is from RefSeq and is a predicted model, not a curated record. Gene Ontology annotation, cellular component: membrane.
AUGGCUGCCAACAUUAGAUAUGAGCCCGCACCGCAGCGCGACUCUUUUGAAGAGCGUGCUUACACUCAGCCCCCGCCUUCUUAUCAGGCAACUGCCGAUUACACCCAGGCGCCUCGCAGCGAAGACGACAACGUUCCCGAUGACUUCAAGUUCGGCGGCACUGUGGCGGAGGGCACCCUGCCCAUUCGUAUGCAGUUCAUCCGCAAGGUCUAUGCGAUCCUGACGGCCCAACUCCUCCUCACGACGGUGAUGAGCUCGAUCUCCUUCUUCAGCCCCAGCUACCGGACCUGGAUCCAGUCCAACUUCUGGGUGAUGAUCCUGUCGGUGUUCGGCGCGCUGGGCUUCAUGCUGGUGACCUACUGGAAGCGCAAGUCGUACCCAGCCAAUCUACUGUUCUUGUCGGGCUUCACGAUCAUGGAGGCCUACUCGAUCAGCGUGGUGACGUCGCUGUACGAGAGCCGGAUCGUGCUGCAGGCGCUGGUGAUCACGCUGGGCCUGUUCGUCGCCCUGACGCUGUUCGCGUGCCAGACCAAGUACGACUUCACGCACUGGAUGCCCUACCUCUUUGGCGCGCUGUGGUUCUUGAUCCUCUUCGGCUUCAUGGCCAUGUUCUUCCCCGGCAACAGCACCGUCGAGCUCGUCUACGGCGGCGUCGCCGCCCUCGUCUUCGCCGGCUACAUCCUCGUCGACACCCAGCUCGUCAUGCGCCACUACCACGUCGAGGAGGAGAUCGCCGCCUCCAUCUCGCUCUACCUCGACAUCCUGAACCUGUUCCUCGCCAUCCUGCGCAUCCUGAACAGCCAGAGCAAUAAUUAA